This is a messenger RNA of Ostreococcus tauri, 918 nucleotides long. Its product is annotated as unnamed product. The transcript has a single exon. Lineage: Eukaryota; Viridiplantae; Chlorophyta; Mamiellophyceae; Mamiellales; Bathycoccaceae. The coding region runs from base 1 to 918 and encodes 305 amino acids. The record is from RefSeq and is a predicted model, not a curated record.
AUGAGUACUUUUUUCAGAAAGACUUUACCGCUGUUCUUUCUUUACUUCGUCUCUUCUUCCUCACUGCUCGUUUUGAACAAGGUGGCCAUCAAGGCUAUUCCAAACGCUUCUUUGCUACUAUUUACUCAGCUCGGCAGUACGGUCGUGAUCGUCGCGGCACCUGCCCUCGUUGGAAAGGCUCGCAUCAAUUUCAAACCGGAGGGAAGAGUCGCACGAGCCUACAGCACGGUCGCCGUGGUGUUUUUAGCGACCAUCUAUAGUAACUUUCAAGUGAUUCACUCGAUCGGGGUCAACCCGUUCAUUGUGCUGCGGUGCUCGACGCCGUUGAUGGUGUCCGUUCUCGACUGGGCAUUCAUGGAUCGCACUCUACCAGACUGGAAAUCGGCGCUCGCUUUGAGCGGUAUUCUUUCUUCCGGCUUGAUGUACGCGAGGUUGAAAGUUGCCGAUCCCGGCUUUGGCGUAAAGGGAAACGUGAAUAAUGGAUUGUGGUGGUCCGCGAUCUGGUUGGUAUCCUUUCUGCUGGACAUGGUGUACAUCAAAUACGUAGUCGAGGCGUAUCCGUGUUCUGGUGCAGAGCGAACUCUUUAUCAAAACUUUCUCGCCUUGCCGAUUUUGGCUGUACUUUUGAACGUCGGCGUUGAAAAACAUAGCGCGUUUGAAGCGGUGAACGCACCCCAAAGCGCAUGGUUAGCCGUAUUGAUGACGUGCUUCGCAGGUACGGCGCUGAGCUUUACUGGUAUGUCGCUGAGAACGGAGUUGAGCGCAACUUUGUUUACAGUCCUUGGCAUAGUGUGUAAGAUGAUGUCAAGUUUGCUGAAUGAAAUAUUUGUGGAGCCGGAGCGAGAUCUAGCGCGUCUUUCGUGCAUCGCCGCCGUGAUCAUAAGCAGCUCGUUCUACAAACAGGCGCCUUUGAGGUAG